This is a messenger RNA of Micropterus dolomieu (smallmouth bass), 5006 nucleotides long. Its product is annotated as transferrin receptor protein 1-like. The record is from RefSeq and is a predicted model, not a curated record. Gene Ontology annotation, molecular function: transferrin receptor activity. Gene Ontology annotation, cellular component: external side of plasma membrane. Lineage: Eukaryota; Metazoa; Chordata; Actinopteri; Centrarchiformes; Centrarchidae. The transcript has 18 exons. The coding region runs from base 133 to 2442 and encodes 769 amino acids. Gene Ontology annotation, biological process: transferrin transport; intracellular iron ion homeostasis.
CGUGGUUGAGCCAAGGGCACCGGUUGAAAGACGAGAGAUAGCAAGGAAGCUGCACCGAGAGUUACUUUGCAUCAAAGGCUGUCACCGAAGAAGUUUGCGGUGUGUUGAAGAGAAGCAUCCUGUGAAGCAGAAAUGGACCAGGCAAGGUCAACAAUAUCCAAAAUUUUUAAUGGGGAGCCACACUCCUACACACGUUUCAACUUGACCCAGAAUAUGGAAGGUGAUAACAGCCAGGUGGAGAUGAAGCUGUCAUCCGACAUGGAUGAGGAGGUCGGGGGAAAUGGCGUGGGAGACCACCUCAAUCACAACUCCAACAGCAAACCCUACGUGGCUCCAAAGCUUAAACACACACCCCAGAACCUUUUCUUCAUGGCAGCCUCAACCCUCCUCAUCUUUAUCAUUGGGAUCUUGAUUGGCUACUUGGUUCAACAUAAGAAGGACACUCCUCCCAGCUGUGCAGCCUCUGUCCUGCCUUUUGAAGACCCUGUUCCCCACGAAACGGGUGCCGCCCCCCUCAUGGAUUGGGACGAUGUCAAAAAGCUCCUCGCUCAAAAACUCAGUGCAGAGAAAUUUGAGCCUAUUUUCAGUGAGUUUUCCAGUGAAAGUCACCGGGCUGGAUCUCCAGGUGACGAGGUUCUGGGGAACAAGGUCCUCAAGAAGUUUAAAGAGUACGGCAUGAACACCUGGACCGACGAGCACUUUAUUAAGGUUCAGGACCCCCCAGCUUCUGGCUUCAACAAAUUUGUUUACAAAGGAAUGGAGGAGCGUCCAGAGGGAUUCCUGUCCUACAGUGCCAGUGGAACUGCAAAUGGUUCCAUCUUGUAUGCAUAUUACGGGAUGGAAAAUGAUUUCAUGUUGCUGCGGGACAGGAACAUAAACCUGAGCGGCAAGGUCAUGCUGGUCAGAGCUGGUAAGAUCAGCUUUGCUGAGAAGGUAGCUAAUGCUGCUAAAAUGAAUGCCUCUGCUGUGCUGAUCUACCCAGACCAUGCCGAUUACACUGCUAAAGACAUUGCACUCUUUGGACAUGUCCACCUGGGUUCAGGGGAUCCCUACACCCCAGGCUUCCCCUCAUUCAACCAUACCCAGUUUCCACCUGUCCAGUCUUCAGGCCUGCCUCAAAUCCUGGCUCAGACCAUCACUACAGUCAUGGCUGAAAAGAUUCUGCGACAGCUGGGGGGUCAAAGUGUCCCAGAAUCGUGGGGAGGCAGCUACAAACUGGGAGAUGAGAGUGAUCUUAUUACCGUGGAGGUCAACAAUGUUCUUACUGAGAAAAAGAUACACAACGUCUUCGGUGUCAUCAAAGGCUUUGUGGAUGCAGAUCGAUAUGUGAUUAUCGGUGCCCAGAGGGAUGCUUGGGGUCCAGGCUUUGCUGCGUCGACCGUUGGCACCAGCAUCCUUGUUGAGUUGGCACGUUCCAUCUCAGAAAUGGUGAAGAAUGACGGAUUGAAGCCGAGGAGAAGCAUUGUGUUUGCUAGCUGGAGUGCUGGAGAAUAUGGGAGUGUUGGCGCCACCGAGUGGUUGGAGGGUUAUCUGUCUUCUCUCAGCAUGAAAGCUUUCUGCUACAUCAACCUGGAUGGCGCUGUAACAGGUCAGAAUGGAUUUAAAGUAGCAGGCAGUCCCUUGAUGCACAGCCUGUUCGAGAGCACUCUGAAAGAGGUGAAGACCCUAAACAAGGACAUGAACCUCUUUACUAGCUUUGGAAAGGGGAACUGGGAAUCGAAUGUGUUGGAGCCUCUGAAGAUGGAUAACGCAGCUUAUCCUUUCCUUGCCUUUUCUGGCAUUCCCUCAGUCUCAUUUAGAUUCACCCAUGCAAAUUCAGACUACCUGUACUUCGGCACAAAGCUUGACACCCAGGAGAAAUUGAACGGGGUCACGGGCAACAAGGUUCCUCAGCUGGCUGAAAUGGCGACCCAGUUCGCAGGUCACGUGGCUCUGCGGCUGGUCCAUGAUCAUCUCCUGCGGAUGGACCUGGCGAAGUAUGACAAGCUAAUACGCAUUCAAGUGGCUCAGAUCAACGCGAAAGUCAACAAUGUUCAGAGGAUGCAGCCCCAUCUGUUUCCCAAGGCCCUGACAGUGCAGUGGUUGAUCUCGGCCUCCGGGUCCUACAGCCGCGCCUCUCGCAGCCUGGCGGCAGACAUCCAAAACAGCAACCUGGAGGACAUCGAGAUGUGCCGCAUCAUUAAUGACCGCAUCAUGACUGUGGAAAGGAACUUCCUGUCGCCCUAUGAGUCUCCCAGAGAGAAUCCUUUCCGCCACAUCCUGCUGGGCUCCGGACCUCACACACUCAAGGCUCUGUCCAAUCACCUGGAUGCCCUCAAGACCAACAACCCUAAGGCAGACACCGACCUGUUCCACAACCAGUUUGCCCUGGCAACCUGGACCAUUCAGGGCUGUGCCAACUCGCUAGCAGGGGACAUCUGGGCUUUGGAUAAUGAAAUCUAAAAACUAUCUCCCACCCCUCCUCCCUUGUUUAUGGUUUGGCCCUCUUUACAAUCAUUACAUUUGUCAGCGUGAAAACCAGUAGGCUGUGAUCAUAUACCAACAGUUGCACAGCUUUUUAAAUGAGAUCAAGGGGCUUGAGGAAAUGUUUCUAAAUGGAUGGCAACAUCAGUCAUCACCUCUGUUCAUAAUUUCCAACAUUUCAGUGAUGAGCUGUCUCACUUUCUUUUUUUUCUUUUUUUUUUUUUUUUCUUUAAAUCCAAACAAUAUUGUUAAAAUGACUUAAGCCUAACAAAGUUUAUUAGGUCACUUUUUUUUUUUUUUUUUUUUCCCCCCCCACUUUGAAAAGUGUCUUGAAUUAUUUCAACAUGUGCUACGUCACAUUGUGAAUACUUUGGUGCUAGUAACGACUACCUUCAAAUGGCCAUGUUAUGUGACCAUACUACUUAAAUUGGCGUUGGUCUAUGAAUGAGUUGAAUGUAGUGAAAGCGAUGCCUUUUCAGCACAGUAUCGGGUCAUAAUCACAGCAGAGGCUGUUUCCCAGCUCAUGAAACACAAAGUGGCAAUAUGAGAUAAUAAUCAAAUAACUCUGCAUUUGUUUACCAUAAUGAUUACAAGAUCAAAACUGCUGGUAUUUCCACUGCUGCUGGAUCCGCAUGUUCAAACCUGAGCUGGUUUACGUUGGUAGCUUUAGUUUCACACUGUGCUGAAAUCUGUUACUCAACUCAUUGUCAGAGAUUCAGAAGUUUCCUAAAAGGACCAGAGAUUAAUUUUCAAUAACACAGCUGUUGCACAGAACAUGCACCAAAGUGGAUUUGGACAAUUAACUGUCGUUACUUGGUACUGUUAAACACUCGUGCUGCGUUAAUCAUAGUCCAAAUUACCCGCAACUUUUCAAUUUGAAUUAGUUCAUUAUCUGAAUCGUCCACCUCCUGACAUGAGAGCACGUCUCUGUAGGACUUUCAAAAACCAAGGGAGAAUAUCUCCAACCUUGUGGCACUGCAAGAGAAACCGUAUGUCUAUUUAUUGUGUUAUUUAUUUAUCAGUGGCAGGGUUCACUAUAAAUAUUUUUUUUAUUGCCUUUUAUAAAAAUGUAUAAUUAUCGGAAGCAGUGCCUUCCAUAAUUAUGACAGUUAUACUGUCGAAAUGACAAAAGCAGCAUCUGCUAAAAGAAGUGUACAUGUUGACCGACAGCCAGUACUGAACACACAACGGCACAACUCAAAGCUCUACAAAACUGACACUGGAUUGGUCUAUCAGGCACGGCCAGCUCACAUAUCGCACCUCAGAAAAUAUUUACUGAGCACGUCUGUCAGACUGGUGCCUCUGUACAUGUACACUUCUCAUCCUGACAACAUUAUCGGGAGCAGUGUCUUCCAUAAUGUGCAAAAAGAAGGUAGUUUUUGCCUACCAAUGUGUGUGUCCGUAUCGGAGGCAGUGCCCUCCAUAUUUCACUGUAGGGGUGGAUGUUUUUAUUAUCGGGAACAGUGUUUCCCAUAAUGUGUGUGUGUGUGUGUGUGUAUAUACAGUACAAUGCUACACAAUACCAAUGUUGUCUGCAUCUUUAGAACACUUGUAUGAUGCUUCCAUGCUAAUGUACCCUCUGUAACUUCCUCUUAAGGUCUGCAGCUUCUGCCCACAGAUCUCAAUAGUGCUGGGUUUUAACAUCACCUCUUAUGGGAACAUUUCUCUAAGGUGAAGAAGCUUCAUGUCUUUUGCAGUUUCUCAUUUUAUUCAAAUGCUAAAAAUGUGGUGUGUUGUGGGUUUUUUUUUUUUCAUCCUUGGGCUUCAUAUGGAACUGAUGGAAGGCCUUUUACUUUAAAGAAUGAAUAACAAACAUGUUUGAGACCACUGGUUACAGCAGUUUGGUCCAGGAUUUCCAGAAAAGCUCACCACUCUGCAAAAUGCAUUUUGUUAAUGAUUCAGUCAGUGUGAAAGUACAUUCUACUUUCUGUGUUAAGAGAUUUCCAUGUGCCUUUUUCCUCAUGACUGCAUUAUAGAGCUCAGUUUCUACAUACAGUACAGUAUGUAAAGAGGUUUUGGAGAAUGUGUAUUUGGCUUGUUUAGUUUUUACAUUUUCUCCCCCAUGUCUGCUAGAAUCAAGUUACUUAAAAUGCCUGUUGUGCUACUAAAGUUACUGGGAAAUGGAGAAUUGUGGGGAAAAAAUGAAGGACAAUAAUCAGUGUAAAAUUUAAAUGUUACAGCAGUUUAGCAAAUCAGCAAAGUCUUUAGUUUUUAUUAUGAAAAACCACCUGAAGCUCAGAACAUUGUAUUGUAGCUAUUUGAAAUGAUCUAUUAACCAUUCAUAGUUUGAGUGAUUUUUAAACUGAUCUGCCAGGCUACAAUGAGGCAGGUGCUCAAAGUAGCAUUUCUAACUUUGGUUAUCUAACGCUCAAAUCUAAACGUCUUUACUGUGAAGAUGUAGGAAUUUGUCUACAAAAUUGGUCUUUGGUUUCCAUAAUUCUGACAACGUGGAUAAAUGAUUUAGAAAUUGUUAAAAUAAUUAUUUUUUUCUUUAAAUACACAAGUUUGCUUUACGUGUUGCUUCAAUAAACAAUCGCGUCACA